CAUGUUUCUCGCGCUGAUCCUCCGCGCUCUUCUCCUUCGCCACCAUGCGCUUACCAGGAGCACCACCACCAUGCACAUCAUGCAGCGCCCUGCCCCGAAGAUUCUUCCGCCGCGACUCUCACUCUCUUGCGCAAUCCGCAGUGGCGGAAGUCCUCCUCAGUCUCCACCACCUCCUCCACCACGACGCCUCUCUGGUCCCUCAAUAGAUGCUUCUUCCGUCGUAGACGCAGGCCCAGAACCCAAGUUCUUUGUCACCAUCCGUCGUAUCAUGGUGGCAUCCCGUGAGCGGAAGGAAGGGGUGGUCAUAGUCGUCCGCGGGCACCCACCAGUCGUUCUGGCAAUUGGUCGUUUUCGUCUCAGGCGCAUAGACCUAACCGAUGUUGUUAGAACGUGGUCGAGCGGGAACGAAAAGGACAAGGGAACAGGGGCACUACGUACGCAACGCCAAUGUAAAUUGAUGCCACCAGUCCGCGAAUUGGGGUUCACUUUGCAGACGUGAGCGCCAUACUCUUGUUCGUUUGCUGUCGCGGGCGGGUAGGGCGUGCUCAGGAGUUGCGGGCGGUAAGGGUUGGUGGUGGAAGCACUUUUCGGCAACAUGCAGAUUGCAGAGACACCGCUCAGGAAGGAAGAGAUGGCGAGGAUGGUUGUUCCACGCAUUGUGCCGGUUGAAAUGGAAGGCCGCUUGGGAG
Molecule: messenger RNA, 689 nt
Organism: Zymoseptoria tritici IPO323
Lineage: Eukaryota; Fungi; Ascomycota; Dothideomycetes; Mycosphaerellales; Mycosphaerellaceae
Exons: 1
Source: RefSeq, a predicted model, not a curated record